This is a messenger RNA of Prorocentrum cordatum, 1375 nucleotides long. Lineage: Eukaryota; Dinophyceae; Prorocentrales; Prorocentraceae. The record is from the annotation of a GenBank genome assembly.
CAAGUCAGCGGGAUGCGGCAGUGAGGUGUGUAAUAUUGCCCCCCACGCUCCCCAAGUCAGGGUGCGGCACCCGCGAUGUGCCCGCCGGGCCUCGCUGGCGCGAGGGCGCCCGGGCCCGCCGGGGCUGCCCGCGGGGAGCGCGCCGUGGCCGGUCGCCCAGGCGAGCGAGCCGCCGUGCUCCCGGGGCGGCAGCGGUGGCAGGGGCCCGCAGGCGGCCGAGAGACUGCCCGAGACCCCGCCGCAGGAGACGGCCGAGAAGCUGCCCAGGACCUCGCCGCGAGCCACCCACGGGCCGACGAGGACGACGAUGAUGGCCACCCAUGCGGCGGGCGGCGCACGGUCAGCGAGGAGAUCAUGCGGCGCGCGGCGCACUUCUGCGAGCGCAACUCUGCGAGGGCCUUGGUGGCGUGGACGCUCGACGGCCGCUCCUGCGUCGCGGAGGACGAGGGGGGCGGCCUGGUGAGGCGGCAGUGCCAGGAGCUCAACGCCCGCUACGAGGCGGGGUUCGACGUCACCGCGAGCUCCCUGCCAAGCCUCGGUUUCUCCGACGACGAGUCCUCGCCCAGCGGCUCCGCCUCCGAGGAGGCCCCCGAGGAGGCCCCGGCGCAGGGGAGCCCUGCCGUGGAGCUCCUGCCGCCGGCAGCGCUCGCGUGGCCGCCCUGCGACCCGGCGGGCCCCGAGCGCGAGAACGCCCUGCAACGCCUCCAGAGGGCAGUCCUGCGCAGGCGCGGGGCUGGGCGCGGCCAGAGGAAGGCCAGGUCGUGGGCGCCGCUCUGCGCGCAGGUGUCUGCUGCGGCGUGGACGGAGGAGGAUCAGGAGGAGGUGGAGCAGCACGGCGCGAAACGCCCCCCGAGCCCAGCGUGCUUGCGGCUCGGCGGCACGCCGGACGCGCGCCCCGACGGCCGGAGCGCGCCGUGCAGCUCGGCCGGGUGCCGCUCGGGCUCCUGCGGUCGCCGACGCAGUGCGAGGUGUCUGACCAUGGACAGCACUGCGACGGUGUCGACGAGGGAGCCGUCGCCGUACGAGGCGCCGCGCGGCGUGUCCGACGAACAGCUCUGGGCCGACAUGGCGGAGUGGCGCCGGCGGCGCGAGCGGCGGCGCGAGCAGCGCUGCGGCGCCUCCGCGGGCGUGAGGCGCACGUACGGCGUGUGGCUCCGCGAGCAGACCGAGCAGGCUGGGCGGCGUGCGAGCUGAGGCGGAUCUGCACGGCGGCCCCCAUGUUCAUCGUGCCCUCGGGUGCGACUCCUGGGGAGGGGGAGAUCUUCAGCGUCGGCUGCCGGGUGAUGAUAUCCGAGGCUGGUCAGCAGUUUUCCAUGCGAGUCUGGUAGGCUUUGUGCAUUGUGGUCCCAGUCACUCAGGUGGGGCGAAAGCAGGA